AUGUCUGAAUUUGACACGAUCGAUUUAGAUACCGUAGUCGGCAAAUCGCAAUAUGCUUUGUAUGAAUAUCAUUUCGCACAGUCCGACCCUCACGAUCAUGGUAUCGUGAGUUCCAUCGAAGCGAAUAAUUACUUUCAACGGGCACAUUUAAAACCUGAACAUUUGAAAAUUAUUUGGAAUUUAGCUGAUCCGCACGGUCGAGGUUAUUUGGAUCGGCGAGGAUUUUAUAUUGGAUUGAAACUUAUUGCUCUCGCACAAAAUAACCUCGAUUUCAAUGAUUACUCAAAUAUAACGAAAGAUAUUGUCCCGCCGAACUUAGGUGGUGACAUUCCACAAAGCAUAAGUCUUGCCGUGGCAGAUAUGUGGACCAUUGGACCUACAGCUCGUUGUACAUUUGAUGUCGCAUUCGAGAAACUAAGUGGAACAAUGAGUAAACUUCCAGGUACAUCUGUCAAGCCCAUAUUUCUCAAGUCUGGUCUAUCAGCUGAUCAAUUGCAUAAGAUUUGGGACUUAAGUGACAUUGAUGAAGAUGGCGCAUUAGAUCGAAAUGAAUUCGCAAUUGCAAUGUUUCUUAUUCAUGGUGUAAAAACUGCAACUAUUCGCGAAUUACCCGACCGAUUACCAACAAAUCUAAUGCCGAUACGCAUGCGUCGAGUAUCGGGUGUUGACAUCAAUAUUAGUCUACCGAAUAUCAUGUCAACAGGAGGUGCAUUAGCAUCGUUAGCACCCUCGCAAAUCUCACCAUCGAAACGAACGGACGAUCAAUGGAUUGUUAGUUUCGAAGACAAGCAAAAAUUCGAUGUGCUAUUUCAUCAACUUGACUUAGAUAAAGAUGGAUUCCUGUCAGGCAAUGAUGUUUUUCAAACAUUUUUAACAAGUGGCCUACCUAAUUUUGUACUGUCGCAUAUAUGGAAUCUGUGCGAUAUCGGUCAAACGGGUAAACUCAAUCCUGAACAGUUUGCAUUAGCAUCGCACUUCAUUCAACUGAAAUUGCAAGCACCGAACUACCAAAUUCCUAUGGAACUUUCACAUGAUAUGAUUCCACCAUCGCUUCGGCCGAAGACAUUCUCAGUUAAUGACAGUGACAACGCUGAAUUGCAACGAUUAUUGAGCGAAGUCAAUGCGUUAACCAGCGAGAAAAGUCUAUGCGAAAUCCAAUUCAAUGAAAAACAACAAGCGGUCAAAGAUAAACGUGCUGAACUCGCAUCCCUUGAACUUCGAUGCGGGACAGUCAAUGCAACGCUAGUUGAGCGUCAACAACGUAUGACCGAAAAGCAGAGCGAACUGAGCGAUAUACAAAACCGUAAGGAAAAGGCAAUCAAAGAUAUUCAUGAUAUCGAACAGCAAAUCAAAGAGGAAAAUCGCUUAAUUGAGUUGGCACGAGAAAAGAUCAAUGAACUAUCCGUUGAAACCGAUGCUCAGCAAGAAGUUCGUCAAACAUUAAAUAGAAUCCGUGAUGAAAAAAAUACCAUUGAAAGUCGACUUUUAAACAAACAACAGCAAUUCAAUCAAGUUAAACUUGAUCUCGAGCGAUAUCAGAAUGUUGUCGAAGGUCAACGUGCACUCAUUGAAGAAUAUAUGAAGAGUGAACAAAAAGAUUCACUUUCAGCAAUCAAUGAAUUGACAUCAAAAUUCAAACAGUUGGCUGAUAGUCCAGUUAAAACAGCAGUUUCACCAACUACAGCUAAUAAAGUUGUUACUCCAAAACAACAAUCACAAGUCACAUCACCGACGAGCACGUCUGCUGAUCCAUUUGGUUUGCCUGCUAAUGCGAAUAAUACAUUCAAUGCAUUUCCAACGACAGCCGAUCCGUUCGGAGUUAGUCGAGCGGAUGAUCCAUUCUUUUCGGCUUCGGCAGCAUCAACUGGUGGUGGUAAUCAGAAAUUAGACGAAUCGGAUCCAUUCCGACCGGUGGAUUUCAAUGCGGCACAUGAACUAAUAAAAAAAUCUAUGGCUAACCGUUCGAAAACUCCUGGUGCAAAUAUGUUCGGUGGAAGUGAUUUUAGUCAAAUGGCGGCACCAGCAGUCAAUCGACCGCAAUCUGCAAUGCCAUGGGAACCGACCCGUCAAGCUCCACCACAACCUGGCACACAGGCAUUUACUGAUCUCUUCGAUGUAUUUGGCUCAUAG
Adineta ricciae is the source of this 2130-nucleotide messenger RNA. The record is from the annotation of a GenBank genome assembly. NCBI's taxonomy places the organism in Eukaryota, Metazoa, Rotifera, Eurotatoria, Adinetida, Adinetidae.